UUCAGCCUUGACGAUGCAGUGACGGGGCCCAGCGCGACGGUGCUCUGACAGGGGGAUCAUGCAGGUUUUUUUUCUUGUUUCCAAUGAGAAGAACGAAUAACAAUGAGAAAGAGAAGAAAAGACACGCAUGGUCCCGCGCCCACGCGCGUGGGAUGCGACACAGCCCAGCGCGGUUUGGUAUUCCUUCUACCGUCCGUCUAGAAACUUCUGCACGACGUCAAGGGACGCGAGAAAGGGGGGGAUGGUUCGGUCAAUGCUCUCUAUCUCUCUCUCUCUCUCUCUCUCUCUCCCUGCUCUCUCUUUUCGAGGAACUCACGCUCCGAUGGUGCCUCGGAACGGCCGUGGAACAAGUUUGGAAAUCCCUCUGGAUGGGACCUGCGAGAGAAGGGCCAUUCAGAAGCAGAUCCGGGAGGUCAAGCGUAGUACUGACUGCGUCAUCGGUCGGCCGAGCGCGGCGGGGCCUCCUGAAGCCGUUGAUAUGCUGUGAAUGCGACCAACGUCGCAAGCCGGCGGGCCGCUUGCAUUCGCGGAUCUACGUGACGUGAGGACUGAUCUUUGCAAGGCGGCAAAGAUCACGAUGGCCUUCAGGGCGCUGACUCGCAGAGGUCCGGUCUAGUUAGCGGCUGACAGAAACGAUUAGGCGCGGGGGGCCGGGAGAACGGCAGCGGGACAUGCAGCAGUGUCCCCGCCGAGUGAGGAGGGGAUGGGCCGCUUUAGUCGGGGAGGCUUCGUC
Colletotrichum navitas is the source of this 733-nucleotide messenger RNA. RefSeq lists its product as uncharacterized. Lineage: Eukaryota; Fungi; Ascomycota; Sordariomycetes; Glomerellales; Glomerellaceae. The transcript has a single exon. The coding region runs from base 84 to 545 and encodes 153 amino acids. The record is from RefSeq and is a predicted model, not a curated record.